GCCCCCUCUGCGCGCUUCUCCCAACCUUCACCCCCGCUCUGGCCCUCGACCACCAUUUCCCCCGUCAGACAACUAGGGCGAUUCCUGUGGUUUCUUGGGCGCGUAGCCUGCCUCACCCCUCUCGCCGCCACUCCUCGUCGACAUGGCGCCCAGCAUUGCCGAGCUGGACUUGAUGGUCCAGUCCUUCUACGAAGCUCGCGGCGAACAGCAAAAAGCCGCCCAGACUGCAUUGAACCAGUUCAAGGAAGACCCCGAUGCCUGGCUACUCGUCGACUCGAUCCUGUCCGAAUCAAAGCAUCCUCAGACCAAGUAUCUCGGCCUACAGAUCUUAGAUAAUGUUAUCAUGACAAGAUGGAAGGUCUUGCCCCGAGAUCAGUGUCUAGGUAUCCGCAACUUCGUUGUGAACUUCAUUCUCCAAGCCUCUAGCACCGAAGACUCGCUGCGAGCCCAGCGCACCCUCUUGAACAAGCUGAAUCUAGUGUUGGUCUCCAUACUGAAGCAAGAAUGGCCUCACAACUGGCCCACCUUCAUCAACGAGAUCGUCGCGGCCUGCCGCACGAACCUAUCCAUCUGCGAGAACAAUAUGAUCAUCCUCCGUCUCCUCUCUGAAGAAGUGUUCGACUACUCUGCUGAGCAGAUGACGUCAACCAAGACCCGAAACCUGAAGACCACCAUGUGCAACGAGUUCUCCCAGAUCUUCCAGCUCUGCCAGGAAAUCCUCGCUACGGCAGACCAGACGAGCUUGGUGAAGGCCACUCUAGAGACCUUGCUACGCUUCUGCAACUGGAUUCCGCUCGGGUACAUCUUCGAGACGUCGCUCAUCGAGACGCUACGAACACGCUUCCUGGAGGUGCCCGAAUUCCGGAAUGUGACGCUGCAAGUCUUGACGGAGAUCGGUGGCCUGGUCACCGGCGGUCCCGGGCAGCCAAAUGCAUACAGCGAGCAGCUGGUGAAGAUGUUUGUCGACGUGCUCACUACUAUCGCCACCAUAAUUCCUCUCGAGCUCGACCUGAAGACCACCUAUCCUCAGAGCAACUCGAAGGAUCAGGAAUUCCUCCAGGAAUUGGCCUUGUUCCUAUGCAACUUCUUUGGCCAGCAUGUCGAUCUCGUGGAGAAUCUUCCGAAUCGAGAUUUCCUCACUCACGGCCACUUCUACCUGAUCCGCAUAUCCCAGAUCGAGGACCGCGAGAUCUUCAAGAUUUGCCUCGACUAUUGGCUCAAGUUAGUGCAGGAACUGUACGAGGAAAUGCAGUCGACGCCUUUCCAAGAGGCAAAUCCGCUCAUGAUGGGCGCAGCCGGCGGCGCAGUUCCCCCGGCCAUCCUAGAGAACUUCCCGUUACGCAUGCACAAGUACAAAGAAGUACUGUCGAAUCUUCGAGUGGUCAUGAUCGAGAAGAUGGUGCGGCCCGAAGAGGUUCUCGUCGUCGAAAAUGACGAAGGCGAAAUCGUGCGAGAGUUCGUUAAGGAGAGUGACACGGUACAGCUGUACAAGACUAUAAGAGAGUGUCUUGUUUACCUGACCCACCUCGACGUGGUAGAUACCGAGACGAUCAUGACCGAGAAACUUCAGAAGCAAGUCGAUGGUACGGAGUGGUCGUGGCACAACUGCAACGUCCUGUGUUGGGCAAUCGGUUCGAUCUCCCUAGCCAUGAACGAGGAGACGGAGAAGCGUUUCCUCGUCACCGUGAUCAAAGAUCUGCUAGGCCUCACGGAAAUGAAGCGAGGAAAAGACAACAAGGCUGUGGUGGCUAGCAAUAUUAUGUAUAUCGUCGGCCAGUACCCUCGCUUCUUGAAGGCACACUGGAAAUUCCUGAAGACGGUCGUCAAUAAGCUCUUCGAGUUUAUGCACGAGUCACACGAGGGCGUUCAGGAUAUGGCGUGCGACACUUUCAUUAAAAUUGCGAGACAAUGUCGGCGGCAUUUCGUUGCUUUGCAGCCCAGCGAGAACGAGCCGUUCAUCGAAGAGAUUGUCCGGAGUCUCCAACGCAUCACAUGCGACCUCACCCCCCAGCAAGUGCACACGUUCUACGAGGCUUGCGGAUAUAUGGUAGCUGCGCAGGGGAACAAACACCAACAGGAGCGGCUGCUGGCUGAGCUCAUGAACGCCCCGAAUGCGGCUUGGGACGAGAUCAUUCGGCUAGCAGGACAGGAUCCUCAGAUUCUGCAGGACGCCGACACGAUCAAGAUUAUCGGGAAUAUCAUGAAGACGAAUGUAUCUGCCUGCUCAUCGAUCGGGCCGUACUUCGGCCCGCAGAUCGGCCGGAUAUACAUGGACAUGCUUCAGAUGUACCGUGCUACCAGCCAGCUGAUCUCUGAGGCGGUUAUGCGUGAUGGCGAGCUUGCCCCCCGAAUGCCCAAGGUCCGAGGCUUGCGCACGAUCAAGAAGGAGAUCUUGAAGCUUAUCGAGAGCUACGUCGACAAGGCAGAAGACCUGCAGGCAGUUCGUCAGCAGAUGGUACCACAACUCCUAGACUCGGUCCUGGUAGAUUACAACCGCAACGUUCCCGGGGCCCGGGAUGCGGAGGUUCUCAAGGCCAUGUCUACGAUAAUUACGCGGCUGACGGGUCUCAUGGAGGAUCAGGUCCCGAUCAUCAUGCAGAACGUCUUCGAGUGCACGCUGGAGAUGAUCAACAAGGAUUUCUCAGAGUUCCCCGAGCACCGAGUAGAGUUUUUCAACCUGCUUCGCGCCAUCAACCUGCACUGCUUCCCCGCGCUCUUGAUGCUAGACAACCGUCAGUUCAAGUUUGUCAUCGAUGCAUGCAUGUGGGCAAGCAAGCACGACAACCGCGAUGUCGAGAGCGCGGGUCUCAAUAUGUGCCUCGAGCUCGUCACCAACAUCGCCGAGAAGACGGACGUGCAAACGUCCAACGCUUUCUUCCAGCAAUUUUUCAUCAGCAUCCUACAAGAUGUCUUCUUCGUGCUGACGGAUCCGGACCACAAAGCAGGGUUCAAGACGCAGUCUCAGUUACUCGUACGAAUGUUUUACUUCGUCCACCCGGCGGACGGUUCCACCCCCAAGAUUCAAGGCCCCGUGUACAUAGACCAAGCUCCGGCCGGAACUAGCAACAAGGAUUUCCUCACGGAAUUCGUCGGUGGCCUGCUCCGCAACGCUUUCCCUAACCUCCAGGUUGCGCAAAUCAGUGCCUUCAUCGAUUGUCUCUUCACGCUCAACGCAACGUACGAGAGGUUCCGGCUCCAGGUCCGAGACUUCUUGAUCUCACUCAAGGAAUUCGCCGGCGAUAACGCCGAUCUCUUCGUCGUCGAGAAGGAACAAGAGGCCCGAGAUAAGCUCACAGCCGACCACGAGAGACGAUCCAAAGUUGGUGGCUUGCUGAAGCCGUCGGAAAUCGAGGUGGAGGACGAUGAGCUGUGACUACGGGAGGAGUUCCGGAACGAAUUCGCUCCCCAGCACCGGUCAACGGCGGUCGACCCACCUAAGCAGCCUUCGGCGGACCACUUCGACGGAUGGGAGGUCUACGGGCUCUGAGAACCGCUCGACGGCAUUCGGAUAACGGAUCGCGGCCCCAGUUUCUCGUUCCACCACGUCUCUUUGGCUCCAA
Messenger RNA from Durotheca rogersii, 3560 nucleotides. Its product is annotated as CRM1 C terminal-domain-containing protein. NCBI's taxonomy places the organism in Eukaryota, Fungi, Ascomycota, Sordariomycetes, Xylariales, Xylariaceae. Gene Ontology annotation, biological process: ribosomal large subunit export from nucleus; ribosomal small subunit export from nucleus; protein export from nucleus. Gene Ontology annotation, cellular component: cytoplasm; nucleus. The coding region runs from base 143 to 3373 and encodes 1076 amino acids. Gene Ontology annotation, molecular function: nuclear export signal receptor activity; small GTPase binding. The transcript has 10 exons. The record is from RefSeq and is a predicted model, not a curated record.